AUGGGUGAUGAAGUAAGGUGUCGCGCCUUCCCCGUGACCUUAGCUGGACCAGCAAUUCACUGGUUCAAUGCUCUCCCUCAGGGUUCUGUAACCACCUUUUCCGACAUCAGUCGCACCUUUCUAGCUCAGUUCACCACACGCAUCACUAAAGCGAAGCACCCGAUCCACCUGCUCGGGGUGACAGAGAGAAAUGGCGAGCCGACCAGGAAGUACCUGGAUAGGUUCAAUGACGAGUGCUUGGAGAUCGACGGCCUAACCGACUCGGUGGCCAGCUUGUGCUUGACGAACGGGUUGUUGAACGAGGAUUUCAGAAAACAUCUCACCACCAAGCCCGUGUAG
Molecule: messenger RNA, 339 nt
Organism: Arachis ipaensis
Lineage: Eukaryota; Viridiplantae; Streptophyta; Magnoliopsida; Fabales; Fabaceae
Source: RefSeq, a predicted model, not a curated record